UUUCAUUAGUAUGGCAACUUCAUAGAUGAUUUACGGGUCUAUGUGAGAGGAGGAGCUGGUGGAAUGGGUUAUCCUCGUCUGGGAGGGGAAGGAGGAAGAGGUGGUGAUGUCUGGUUCAUUGCCAGAGAAAGAACUACCUUGAAGAGCAUUAAGGAGAGAUAUCCCCACAAGCGAUUUGUAGCUGGACCAGGAGCCAACAGCAGUAUUAAAGCUCUAAAAGGAGAUAAAGGAAAAGAUUGUGAAGUUCACGUGCCUCCUGGAAUUUCAGUUGUUACUGAUGAUGGCAAGCAGAUUGGAGAGCUUAAUGCAGCUGGAGACAGAUGGUUAGCAGCUCGCGGAGGUCUUGGAGGCUCUUUGGCCACAAACUUUUUGCCUUGCAAAGGUCAGAAGCGAAUGGUUCAUCUUGAUUUGAAACUUAUAGCAGACAUUGGCUUAGUUGGGUUUCCAAAUGCUGGAAAAUCAUCAUUGUUAAGCAAGAUUUCUCAUGCCAAACCCGAGAUUGCAAAUUACCCAUUUACAACAGUUCAGCCUGAACUAGGAAAGAUCAUGUAUGCGGAUUAUAAGCAGAUUUCAGUAGCUGAUCUCCCAGGACUGAUUGAGGGUGCACAUGCAAACAAAGGAAUGGGCCACAAAUUUCUCAAACAUGUAGAAAGAACCAAACAGCUUCUCUUAGUUGUUGAUAUUUCUGGGUUUCAACUGUCUGGUAAGACUCAGUUCAGAACAGCCUUUGAAACUAUAUUGCUUCUAACAAAGGAACUGGAGCUAUACAAAGAGGAACUUCUAGCAAAGCCUGCACUUCUUGCCAUUAAUAAAAUGGAUUUGCCUUGUGCUAGGGAUAACUUGAAUGAACUUAUGGAACAACUACAGAAUCCUCGAGACUUCUUGUUAGAGGAAGAAAUGAUUCCUGCAAAUACACUUGAAUUCAAAGAGGUAAUUCCUAUAUCUACAUAUACUGGAGAAGGAAUUGAGGAACUAAAAGCAUGUGUAAGAAAAUCCAUAGAUGAGGAAGCCGAGCAGGAGAAUGAAGAAUAUCGGAAAAAGAAACUACUGCUUUUACAAACUUCCAAAGAGGAACAAAUGAAUAGAAGCUAGCAUUCCUGGAUGGAUCCAACACA
Messenger RNA from Acanthisitta chloris (rifleman), 1115 nucleotides. It is a transcript of the gene GTPBP10, whose product is annotated as GTP-binding protein 10 (putative). The coding region runs from base 64 to 1092 and encodes 342 amino acids. NCBI's taxonomy places the organism in Eukaryota, Metazoa, Chordata, Aves, Passeriformes, Acanthisittidae. The record is from RefSeq and is a predicted model, not a curated record. Gene Ontology annotation, molecular function: GTPase activity; GTP binding; magnesium ion binding. The transcript has 9 exons. Gene Ontology annotation, cellular component: mitochondrion.